UUCCACACGUUCGGCCCUUUUCCACUUGCAUACAACAAAUUAAACCCCCUUCCUUUCUGAUCCUUACAAAGACAGUCAACCUAAUUUUAUCACUCCAACCAGAACAAACUUAUUUUCUAGCAGGCUGAUCUUCAGCAUCACCAUAUAUUUUCUACUUCCUAGGUAACCAUGGAAGGUCCUCCAACUUAUUUUCAUGGUAAUAGCACAGACAGGAUCAAAGUUGGAACAAAUAAUCAACCUUUGGAAACUACGAAUAAAAACAUUUUUGAGGGUGGUAGUAGGUCUUCUGGCUACGAGAGCAAGGUGAAGUCAGGCAAGAAAAGAGACAAGGAGGGUAGAAUGCACCGGUAUGCGUUCCAAACUAGGAGCCAGGUUGAUAUACUUGAUGAUGGGUACCGUUGGAGGAAAUAUGGGCAAAAGGCAGUAAAGAACAGUAAAUUCCCGAGUUACUAUAGGUGUACGCAUAAAGGGUGCAAUGUUAAAAAGCAAAUUCAACGCCUUUCAAAAGAUGAAGAGAUUGUGGUAACGACCUAUGAAGGAAUUCACAUGCAUCCAUUGGAGAAUAAUGCGGCUGAUAGCUUCGAGCAGAUCUUUAGACAGAUACAGACAUAUGCUCCCCCAUGAAGUAUAUACUGUCAUUUCAUAAGCCAUUGCAGCGUGUACUGAUGUGAUCAAUUAUAUGCACAGAAGGACAUAUGAGAUGAAAGAAUGCAGGAAAACCAUCUUAUAAUUUGUACACGACUUAUCCUCUAUAGGAAACUGAAAGCAAAGUUCAUCUCUUUUGCA
Carya illinoinensis is the source of this 786-nucleotide messenger RNA. Its product is annotated as probable WRKY transcription factor 43. Gene Ontology annotation, molecular function: DNA-binding transcription factor activity; sequence-specific DNA binding. Gene Ontology annotation, biological process: regulation of DNA-templated transcription. The transcript has 2 exons. The coding region runs from base 169 to 624 and encodes 151 amino acids. The record is from RefSeq and is a predicted model, not a curated record. Lineage: Eukaryota; Viridiplantae; Streptophyta; Magnoliopsida; Fagales; Juglandaceae.